This is a messenger RNA of Bombyx mandarina (wild silkworm), 2752 nucleotides long. RefSeq names its product phosphorylase kinase gamma (gene PhKgamma). Gene Ontology annotation, cellular component: phosphorylase kinase complex. Gene Ontology annotation, biological process: glycogen metabolic process; protein phosphorylation. Gene Ontology annotation, molecular function: ATP binding; calmodulin binding; phosphorylase kinase activity. The record is from RefSeq and is a predicted model, not a curated record. Lineage: Eukaryota; Metazoa; Arthropoda; Insecta; Lepidoptera; Bombycidae.
CCUACCAACUAAAAGUUGUUUUUGAUUUUUUUUUAUUGUUAUAACUCGUUACUGUAGUAAAUUUGGACUGGUUCCAAUUUCCCAACAAAAAUCUUAAUAUUCAUGAAAUUAGGCCACUAUUUCAAUUAAAAAUCUGUAGAUUCACUAUUGUAAGAUUUCUGCUUCUUUUAGCGUCAGUUGUUCAUAACAAUAACCUUUCGUCAUUGUGAAAUUAUUAAUUACGUCUAAUUAGAUCGGAAAAUCUGUUGAAGUUUUAAGAUUUGUGAAUAAUAGUAGCAGUGAGCGGCAUGGCUAAGGAAGAAGAUGAUGAUUUACCAGACAAAGAUGCAGCCAAGGAAUUUUACGCAAAAUAUGAACCCAAAGAAAUCAUAGGCAGAGGCAUAAGUUCUACUGUGCGAAGAUGCAUAGAGAAGGAAACGGGACGAGAAUAUGCAGCCAAGAUCAUAGACCUAAGUCAGGAAUCACAAGAUGGAGUGGACACACACACAAUGAGAGAUGCCACUCGUCAAGAAAUACAUAUAUUGAGGAUGGUCUCUGGACACCCAUACAUUAUUGAACUUCAAGAUGUGUUUGAAUCAGAGACAUUCAUAUUCUUAGUAUUUGAGCUAUGCAAGAAUGGAGAAUUGUUUGACUAUUUGACAUCUGUAGUUACACUCUCUGAAAAGAAAACUAGGUAUAUAAUGAGACAAGUGCUCGAAGGCGUGAGACACGUGCACAGCAAGAACAUCGUUCACAGAGACCUGAAGCCGGAGAACAUUCUGCUGGACGAUCAGCUCAACGUCAAGAUCACAGACUUUGGCUUCGCGAAGGUGCUCAAAGACGGGGAGAGACUGUUCGAAUUGUGCGGCACGCCAGGCUACCUCGCCCCGGAGACGCUGAAGGCGAAUAUGUUCGAAGACGCUCCUGGCUACGGGAUGGAGGUCGACUUAUGGGCCUGCGGAGUCAUCAUGUUCACAUUACUGGUGGGAUGUCCUCCGUUCUGGCACCGGAAGCAGAUGGUGAUGCUGAGGAAUAUAAUGGAGGGGAAAUAUUCUUUUACCAGCCCCGAGUGGGUGGAUAUAUCAGAUGAUCCUAAAGAUCUCAUCCGACGGUUUCUAGUAGUGGAACCGAGUAACAGGAUAGACCUGAUGGACGCUUUAAAUCAUCCCUUCUUCAACACUGUGCUGUGGGACCAGGAUAUGAAGCCGCUGAAGCAGAGCUUCUCGACGCAAAGCCGCAGGAUGUCUAGGAUCGAGCAGCUCAGCAUGGCAAUGAAGUGCGGCAGCUUCAACGGGCGCGCCAAGUUGCGCGUGGCGCUGGUGACGGUGCGCGCGGCGGUGCGGCUGCGGCGCCUCCCGCACACCGCGGCGCGCCCGCUGCCCCUCGCCGACGCCGCCAGGGACCCCUACGCCGUGCGCGCGCUCAGGAAGGUGAUAGACGGGUGCGCGUUCCGCGUGUACGGGCACUGGGUGAAGAAGGGCGAGGGACAGAACCGCGCCGCCUUGUUCGAGAACAUGCCAAAGACCGAACUCAAGGCUCUGUACGUGAGCAACCUCAGCCGGUAGCCGGUCGGCCUCGCUCGCGACCUCCUCGACGUUGCUGCGCGCCUGGUACCGCGGAACUAAUCAAAUACCAGGGCAGCAGAGUCACACAAGAGUAUUCCGGGACCUGGGGCGUGAGUGACGUUCUAGUGUAGACAGUCCGGCCUGUAGUAUGUACAUUAAACUAUAAAUCUCAAUGGAUACGACAUGUUUUAGUUCAAUUUAGGGCUGCUACAGCGAUAGCGGUUCGUUAUAACGAUUUUUUUUUUAUAAAAAUAAUUAUGAAAUACAAUUUGUAGCUAAUAACGCAAAUGACUCGAAAUCGUAUAUAUAUACAUAUAAUUAUAUACUUUUUUAAUGUCUCGUCGACAUUCGCAACUCUUGUCCUUAUUUUAGUACUAGAAAUAGUAGGUAAUACUGUUUUAUUUAUUUAAGUAUACAUUAUUGACGAUGCAAAUGUGUUUUUCGUAUUUCAUUGUUUAGUAUUUACGUAGAGAAGUUUUCUCUUAAGGGCAGUUCGAAUUGGCAUUGGCGUGGAUAUUGUGUUUUAUUUCCGAGGCGUAUUCGCAAUGCAUAUGAGGGUGCUUAAUGCGAGUUUUUUAACGUUCUCGAUAGCGUAAAAGUUAACUCAAGUUUGUAUGCAGUUGGAACAGCGCCCCUAGCGGCAAACGUACGCAAACGCUCUCCAUACAAAUUCGAGUUAACUUUUACGCUAUCGAGAGCGUUAAAAUACUCGCACUAAGCAGACUAUAUUGACGAGAUGCUGGAGGGAUCCGGUUCCAAAUCGGCAAUGAAAUCCUUUAGAUGGGAAUUCCGAUGGCGAGGGAUUUUCAAGUCGUACGAUCACUCCUAGCGCAUUAAUGACGUCACUGAGUGUGAACUGUUGACGUCACAAACAACAAUGUCUAAACGGCGAGCUUGUAUAAGUGAAAAUGGUUCUACAAAAACGAACCAAGAUUUUGAAAGUGUCUCUCGGCCUCAACAGAUCGUUUGAGUACCGCGCCCUUGAAAUCGAAAUACUAAAAUGAAGAACGAAUAAUGCAGUUGCGUAAAAAAAGCGUUUUUUUUUUUUUCUAGUGACGGUCCACGUUUAGAGUUUAGUAUUAUUUAAUUUUGUAUUUUUAACGCAAUUUUUUUUUUUUUUUUAUUAAUAGUAAGCUAUGUAUUUUUGAUGGGGAAUACUUUAAAUGAGUCGUCUAUUAUCAAAGGUGGCAAUCUGAGCAUUUGGACAA